Pseudozyma flocculosa PF-1 is the source of this 414-nucleotide messenger RNA. RefSeq lists its product as uncharacterized. The transcript has 2 exons. Gene Ontology annotation, cellular component: ribosome. Gene Ontology annotation, molecular function: RNA binding; structural constituent of ribosome. Bases 1 to 414 code for a protein of 137 amino acids. Gene Ontology annotation, biological process: cytoplasmic translation. NCBI's taxonomy places the organism in Eukaryota, Fungi, Basidiomycota, Ustilaginomycetes, Ustilaginales, Ustilaginaceae. The record is from RefSeq and is a predicted model, not a curated record.
AUGGCUAUCACUAAGGCUCCCAAGUCCGUCGAGGCCGCUCAGGCCAAGAAGUCUGGCGCUGCUGCCGCCAAGGGCGCCAAGAGCGUCAACAAGUUCUUCAUUGACUUCUCUGGCCCCGCUAACGACGGCAUCCUUGACGCCGCCGCCUUUGAGAAGUUCCUGCACGACAGGAUCAAGGUCGAGGGCAAGGCUGGCAACCUCGGCGACGUCGUCAGCGUCACCCGCGAGGGCGAGGGCAAGAUCUGGGUCAACACCACCAUCCCCUUCUCAAAGCGCUACCUCAAGUACCUCACCAAGAAGCACCUCAAGCGCCAGCAGCUCCGCGACUGGCUCCGCGUCGUCGCCACCUCCAAGCAGGGCUUUGAGAUCAAGUUCUUCAACGUCUCGUACGACCAGGAGGAGACCGAGGCCUAA